Molecule: messenger RNA, 1131 nt
Organism: Conger conger (European conger)
Lineage: Eukaryota; Metazoa; Chordata; Actinopteri; Anguilliformes; Congridae
Product: apolipoprotein A-IV-like
Exons: 4
Coding region: 123-884 (253 amino acids)
Biological process (GO): very-low-density lipoprotein particle remodeling; positive regulation of lipid biosynthetic process; cholesterol efflux
Cellular component (GO): chylomicron; blood microparticle; extracellular region
Molecular function (GO): phosphatidylcholine-sterol O-acyltransferase activator activity; cholesterol binding; phospholipid binding
Source: RefSeq, a predicted model, not a curated record
CAGCAGGGCACUCUCCCCUGGACUUUGUGUCUUCAUCAGCCAACCGGCUCCAUUGGUGUAUUUAAGGCAAACAAAUACGCUGGACACAGGCUCGACACAAACGCUCAGACAGAACCACAGAAAUGAAGGUUUACGUGGUGCUCAUAUUGGCAGCAUUACAUGGUUGUUAUGCCGACAUAGCCCAGCCACAAGUAACACAACUUGACUUGCUGAAGGAUGCAUUCUGGGAUUAUGUUGCCAAGGCAACGCUUACUGCUAAAGACACCCUGCAGAUGAUCAGGGAGUCUGAACUGGGACAGGACGUCAAUGCCAAGAUCACAGAGAGCACAGAUCUGGCCAGCCAAUACGCAGUCACUCUGCACAGUCAGGUGACUCCUCUGGCCCAGGACCUUCUGAACAAAAUCUCCCAGGAGGCCGAGCGAAUGAAGGAGCGCCUGGGGCAGGAUGUGAGCACAGUGAGGGCCCAGCUGGAGCCCUACGCAGAGGAGCUGAGGGCCAACAUUGAGCAGCAGGUGGAGAAGCUGAGGCAGGAGGUGGCCCCCUACACUGAGUCCCUGGACACUGAAGCCCUGAAGGCCACCCUGCUCCAGAAGAGCGAGGAACUGAAGCAGACCCUGGAGCAGAAAGUGAAGGAGCUGCAGUCCCAGCUGGGCCCCUACACCGAGGAGCUGAAGGAGAAAGUGGAGCAGCGUCUGCAGGAGUUCCAGCUGAGUGUGGCUCCCCUGACCGAGAGCCUCCAGACCCAGCUGGCCCAGAGAGCCAAGAUGCUUCAGCUGAGCCUGGCACCCUACGCUGAAGACCUGAGGGAGAAGCUCGACCCCUACGCCCAGGACCUCAGAUCCAAGCUCACCUCUCUUUGGGAGUCCUUUGCCAAGAGCAGUUAAACAUCGUUCCUAACUUUGCCAAAUAAAAAGAACAUAUUUAUCUAAUUUAAUAUUUAUAAAUAUGUGAUUUUUAAGUGCCAGUGGCCAGCUAUAUUCUCUUAGUCACUAUAUGGGUGCUACGUGCUUAUUUAUGUGUAAUGGAUUUAAGGGAAAUGGUUAUUCCAUGGUUACUGCAUAUUGUUACCAGUGUCAGAUAGAUGUUUGGUUUUCCUGCACUAAUGUAUGAAAAUAAAUGUGAAAUUAACAA